Molecule: messenger RNA, 1142 nt
Organism: Linepithema humile (Argentine ant)
Lineage: Eukaryota; Metazoa; Arthropoda; Insecta; Hymenoptera; Formicidae
Product: actin-5, muscle-specific
Biological process (GO): mitotic cytokinesis
Source: RefSeq, a predicted model, not a curated record
CCAUCCCACGAAAAUGCGGGGGCGUCCAGACGAGAGCAUAUAAUCGACGUCGCGACGCCGCCGAGGCACAGACGCCGCUCCACCUCUGUCCCGUGCACGAGCGUUAAAAUCGAAAAAAAAACACAAUGUGUGACGACGAAGUAGCUGCCCUGGUCGUAGACAAUGGCUCCGGCAUGUGCAAAGCCGGUUUCGCCGGAGACGACGCUCCCCGCGCCGUCUUCCCUUCGAUCGUCGGUCGCCCGAGACAUCAGGGUGUGAUGGUCGGUAUGGGUCAAAAAGACAGCUAUGUAGGCGAUGAAGCUCAGAGCAAGAGAGGUAUCCUGACAUUGAAAUACCCGAUCGAGCACGGUAUCAUCACCAACUGGGAUGAUAUGGAGAAGAUCUGGCAUCACACCUUCUACAACGAAUUGCGUGUCGCUCCUGAGGAACACCCUGUUCUCCUCACCGAAGCGCCCCUGAACCCGAAAGCUAAUCGCGAGAAGAUGACGCAAAUUAUGUUCGAAACCUUCAACAGCCCGGCUAUGUACGUCGCUAUUUCCUGAGGCUCUCUUCCAGCCUUCCUUCUUGGGUAUGGAAUCCUGCGGUAUCCACGAGACCGUGUACAACUCCAUCAUGAAGUGCGACGUCGACAUCCGUAAGGAUCUCUAUGCCAACAACGUUCUCUCUGGUGGUACCACCAUGUACCCGGGUAUCGCCGAUCGUAUGCAGAAGGAAAUCACCGCCCUCGCACCCUCGACCAUCAAGAUCAAGAUCAUCGCUCCUCCCGAGAGGAAAUACUCCGUAUGGAUCGGUGGUUCCAUCCUGGCUUCCCUGUCCACCUUCCAGCAGAUGUGGAUCUCCAAGCAGGAAUACGACGAGUCUGGCCCUGGCAUCGUUCACCGCAAGUGCUUCUAAGCAAUUACGCUCGAUGCUAUUCACUAUUAUUACUGUUAUUAUUGCUACACCUUUCCCUAAGAUGUACCGUUCACUGCCGCAUCGCUUCGUCUAGUUGGAUCUCCGUUAGUCGAAUAUUACUGUCAUUACUAUUGGUCCGUGGCGGCGAGUCUUUUAUCAAUUACCAUCAUACGAGCAUAUACGUCAUCUUUUGUAUAUAAGUUUACGUCUAUGGAAUAAAUCGAUCUUAUAUUCUUACAGCCGUUCAA